Molecule: messenger RNA, 633 nt
Organism: Exophiala oligosperma
Lineage: Eukaryota; Fungi; Ascomycota; Eurotiomycetes; Chaetothyriales; Herpotrichiellaceae
Exons: 3
Coding region: 21-422 (133 amino acids)
Source: RefSeq, a predicted model, not a curated record
CAAAAAGGAAAGUGACGACAAUGAUGAUGAUGAUGAUGAUGAAACCCUCGACUAAUUUUGUCUUUGGUACCAUCACCACCGCCGCCGCCGCCGCCGCCGCCGCCGCCGUCGCUGUCGUUGCGUUGUUGUGUUUCGGCGACGACGUCAACGCAGACUCGACUUAUCGAAUCAGUUUGUACGGCAAGACAAACUUCCAAGGUGACCAGGCGACUUUUACAACCGAUGGAAGUCACAAGGUCGGUUGGUCAGGUGGUGCUCAAUCAUGGAUUUAUGAAUCCGAACCUGGUGAUGGAUGUUGUAUCGCCUUUUGCCGUGGGAGUACCAAUGUCGGAAGAUAUUGUGAUUCGGCAUACAAGACCGAAUCUUCCGCCGGAACCAACAAGGUGGUGACUGGAUAUGGUGAUACAGUUCUGAAUUGUUGAUUCGAAGAUGGGAGGAACAGACUUGUAAUGCCGGGCCAUCUUGAUGUGUGAUCCAAAUUCAGGAUCCAAAGUAGGAAUCAAAAGUCGUGAUUGGUGGUUCGGAAUCAAAUGUCAUAAUCAAAACCCUCGAAUUCCCCUGGUCAAUCGAAACGGAUGGGCCUCGGUGUUCAAAACCCACUCGUCCAAACUGAUCAAGCUGGGGUCACUAAAC